Messenger RNA from Cherax quadricarinatus, 789 nucleotides. NCBI's taxonomy places the organism in Eukaryota, Metazoa, Arthropoda, Malacostraca, Decapoda, Parastacidae. The record is from RefSeq and is a predicted model, not a curated record.
GCACUUCAUGAAGAAAAUGGCAUAAUUAUCAUUCUUUUCUUUUUUUUUCUUAUUUAUCUCAAGGAAAUUACCAAGAAAGUAAUCCAGCCAGAUGAGGAGUAUCUUCCUGCAUUACCCGUACAAGACUUGACUGCACUCACUACUACGGCUACCACUACAACCCCUACUAUUACCACCACACCCACUCAUGACAUAGGAACGACCACCAGUUUAAUGCCAACAACUCCCACAACCACCAUAUCCACCUCUACCAAUACAACAAAUGUUGAUGGAACAGAGCCCAAUGAAACUGAUGAAAGAGGUAGAAGUAGAGGCAGCCACCGUAAACGAGAUUCUUUCUUUGGUACACUAAAGAAAAGAUUUAGUCGUUCUAAAGUGCGAUCCAAAAGUGUUGAUCCAAGUGCUAGAGACACGUCUAUGGAUCGUGAUGCAUCUGUAGGACGUUCUUUAUCUGCAGAGAGAUCUGCCAAUCUCAGUAGAGCAUCAGAUGAACAGCAAGUGAACCCACCCUCACUCCGGGACACAAUUGCGCCAAGUAUGUACCCGAAUGCCCGAAGCCAGUCGAAGACACGUGGAUCACGAAGCCACCUUGAUCAACAAGACACGUGGAUCUACAAGCCGCGUGGAUCUACAAGCCGCGUGGAUCCACAAGCCGCAUGGAUCUACAAGCCACGUGGAUCCACAAGCCGCGUGGAUCUACAAGCCACGUGGAGAACAAGAAGAGACAUAGAUCACGAAGCCACGUGGAUCAACAAGCCGCAUGGAUUUACAAGCCACGUGGAUCAGUAA